UUUUCCACUCUUUCAAAAAUCUUGCAGCUUUAAUCGUCUCGUCUCAUUCUCCUUCUUCGCUUAAACCAGAAGCACGGAAAGAGACACAAAGGGUAACUUCUCAAUCAAUGUCAGCUUCAGUGGCUGCUACAGCAACAACAUCAACAACAGCUACAACGUUUAUAAAGUGCGUCACUGUUGGCGAUGGAGCUGUGGGCAAAACUUGUCUUCUUAUCUCCUACACCAGCAACACUUUCCCCACUGAUUAUGUUCCAACAGUGUUCGACAAUUUCAGUGCAAAUGUUUUAGUCGAUGGCAAAACUGUCAAUCUUGGUCUCUGGGAUACUGCUGGUCAAGAAGAUUACAAUAGGCUUAGACCAUUAAGUUACAGAGGAGCAGAUGUUUUCAUUCUUGCCUUCUCACUUAUUAGCAGGCCUAGCUUUGAGAACAUUGCUAAAAAGUGGGUUCCAGAGCUGAAACACUAUGCCCCGACCGUGCCUAUAGUUCUCGUUGGAACCAAAUUAGAUCUAAGAGACGACAAGCAGUUCCCAAUGAAUUAUCCAGGUGCUUGCACAAUCUCCACAGAACAAGGUCAAGAGCUAAGAAGGGAGAUAGGAGCAUUAGCAUAUAUUGAGUGCAGCUCAAAAACGCAACUGAAUGUAAAAGCCGUGUUUGAUGCAGCGAUCAAAGUAGUUUUACAGCCUCCUUCAAAGGCUAAGAAGCAAAAGAGAAAGAUUGGUUUGUGCUAUGUUCUCUGACUGGUUUACUCAAAUCUCUAGCUGUGGUAUCUUUUAAAUACUAUUUUUAGUGUGUUUCUUCAGUGAACAACUCUUGCAGCUCAAAAUCUGCAGAUUAGUAUGUUUCAUUAUAGGAGUUUGAUCUUGUAGCAGAGAGAGAGUGUUAACAGAGUUUGAUCUUUUAAGCUAAGUCUCAACAAUGUAAAAUAAACAAUUUGGUCAUCUUUGAGUUUACCGUGUUCUAGACAACAUAUA
This is a messenger RNA of Capsella rubella, 971 nucleotides long. RefSeq names its product rac-like GTP-binding protein ARAC9. The coding region runs from base 108 to 737 and encodes 209 amino acids. Gene Ontology annotation, molecular function: protein kinase binding; GTPase activity; GTP binding. The record is from RefSeq and is a predicted model, not a curated record. The transcript is spliced from 7 exons. NCBI's taxonomy places the organism in Eukaryota, Viridiplantae, Streptophyta, Magnoliopsida, Brassicales, Brassicaceae. Gene Ontology annotation, biological process: regulation of cell shape; cortical cytoskeleton organization; establishment or maintenance of cell polarity. Gene Ontology annotation, cellular component: plasma membrane; cytoplasmic vesicle; cell cortex.